AUGAAUCUUCAUCCACGCUCGUGCGACACGCGCCUUGAUUUUAAGACUAGGCAGUCUAAUAUUUCAUUGAGCAUGCAAAAGAUCAGCAUUAAUGGGCUUGAUUGUGAUCGAAGAAAGCAGAAAAAUUCCAUCGUUUGCUAUUCAAAUGUGACUUACAUCAACUUGCUCUUUCUUGACAUGUUUAAUUUAUCAAGAAAUGAUAUUUCACCUGUACCAGCAUAG
Molecule: messenger RNA, 222 nt
Organism: Clunio marinus
Lineage: Eukaryota; Metazoa; Arthropoda; Insecta; Diptera; Chironomidae
Source: the annotation of a GenBank genome assembly